Acanthosepion pharaonis is the source of this 618-nucleotide messenger RNA. NCBI's taxonomy places the organism in Eukaryota, Metazoa, Mollusca, Cephalopoda, Sepiida, Sepiidae. The record is from the annotation of a GenBank genome assembly.
AUGGUUUGUGCUUUCUUUCUUUCUUUCUUUCUUUCUUUCUUUCUUUCUUUCUUUCGUUUUCUGAUAUUUUGUUUGCAUUUAAUCCCAUAUUUUCCUUCUAUAUUUCACUCCUUCCUUAUUUCUUUAAUUCUUCCUCUCUUUCCACCCCUCUUAAUUGGUUUCUUUCUUUCUUUCUUCCUGCUAUUUUUUUUCCGUUGUCUAUUUUUUUUUUCUUUGUAUCUUUCACUCUUUUCUUAUUUCUUUCGUUCUUCCUCACUUCCCCCUCUUUUCGCUAAUGUUUCUUUCUUUCUCGUUUCUUUCAUUUUCUUCUUUUUCUAUUCUCCCUUUCCACAGUUCAUCAUUUACACAAUAUCUUUCUCAUUUCACGAGCUCAUUUUGUAUUUAAUUUCAUUCUUUAGACUUUUAUGCUUUUCAUUCCUUUAUCAUCAUAAGUGCAAUUUUCUCUUCAGUCUGUUCUUUUUUGCAUCUUAUUUUCAUUCUAAUCUAGAAUCAAUUUGUUUUCCGUUCAUUUCUCGUCUGCUUUAUUUACACAUGUCGUCUUUCUUAUAUAAAAACUACAACGAUCUAUCUAUCUAUCUAUCUAUCUAUCUAUCUAUCUAUCUAUCUCAAAAUCAUUAA